AUGUCUACUGUCAACAUUAUCAAACAAUAUUUUCAUGCAAGGAACGUCCCUGUAUCCGAGGAACGUACGCGGCGUCUCAUUGCUCUCGCCUACCAAACAGCCAAGGUAAAAGGAGCUUUACCCAAAGGCAGUCUUUGUGCAUAUCGUAAUUAUUCGUUGCUUAAACAAUUUCGCAGAAUGAGACAUCUGGUUCAAUUGCUCCGGUUGACUCUUUACUCCCAGCUUCCCCAAAUUCAUGCCGUUCCUCUUCACUUCUUUGAACACGACAAACUCGACGACCAUGAAGCACCAGUGAAAUUGGAAACUUGGUGCAUUACCUAUGUGUCAACCUACCUUGUCCCCCUGCAGGCUUCCUCAAACUUGACAGAGAUUGGCGAAGCAACUAAGUACUCCAGCCUGGCACCAGCUUUAGACGUGACAGCUGCCGAUAAUGCUUCAUCCGUCACGACUCAAAUAAGUACUGAUACAAGCUCUUCAGCUUUUGAAACGCAGCUCGUGGACGACCAAUCAACUGAACCUCAAUCUGGCACCGAGUCCACGGAUGGCACUACAAUCGUCCCAACAAGCAGUGUUGAAGCCGAAUUGACCUCGUCGUCAAACACUGCCUCAGCAUCAAGCAUUGGUACCGAGCCAGCUGGUCGAUCAAUCAUCUUCCUCAUAUCCCUUACCGAAAAUGACAAACGCGAUCUGAGCAGAAGAGCUACUGGCGGCUUCGUUGGUAACGAAAAUCCGGGAGUCUGUACCUUCGCUGCUGUCUUUACCCUCUCGGAUGAUCAGCUCCUUGAAGAUGGUAUACCCAUAUACUACGCUGGCGAAGAGUUUAAAGAGCUCUCUGGACAAGGUCAAGCACCCAGCGAUGCCGUCACAAAGACAUUUUUGUCUUCGGGCGGCGGUCUUCAGUUCACCAAUGCUAAGCUGCCUGGAGGUCAAGCUGGGUUCUGUCAGGAUUCUAGUGGGAAAGUAUACAUCACGUUUUCUUCGGGGCCACCGGGUUGCAUACCAGUUGAUCUGUCGGUCUAUGAAGGGGAGGCACCAGGUCAAUCCCAAACCCUCUCUGCAUCGUCAGCCGAUUCCAUAUCAGUCGAGUCUUUCACUACGUCAAGCUCCUCAACGACCGGAAGCACCGACACUGCAACAGUCCCCUUUGGAACGAUGACCUCUUCAUCGCCUGGCUUGUCUAUUACAACCACGGUCUCGCCACUGUCGUCGUCCUUCGAUUCCUCCGGGUCUUCAGCAACAGACAACUCUGGGGUAGAGGAGGGACAGUCGUCUUCUGUAUCAGAAGAAGGAUUCCCUGAGACAGCGUCAACCUCCGAUGCGGCAUCAACUGACGUCACCUCAGACACCGUUACCGACGGUGACGGCUCUACUACAUCGCAGAAUAUAUCCGAUGAGACACCCAUGUGGACUGAUAGUUCGGAGACAGCAACCAGCUCAGACAUGCCAACUGAGCCCGGGGCCAGCGCUUCCACGAAAGAUGUUCCACAAACUUCAACAACUGGUGAUAUUACCUCCGAAAUCCUUUCAACCACUAUGGACGCCUCUACAACCAAGCCAACUACUGUUCCAACCAUAAACGCCUCUGUUUCCGGCAUAACCUCUCCAGAUGGGGAACCUCCCCUCAGCGUUCGUGACGAAGAAUGUUCAGACCUCAACGUCGUUACUGUCAGUCCAGCAACAGUUACCGUGACGGAGGUUCGCAAACGUCGUAUUGUCCGAGGUAUUAUUGUCGCCGAACAUGUUAUGCCAGUCACGAGAAACGUUGCCCCUCGUGAUGACGAUGACGUGGCUACUACCGUUUUUUCUACCCAGACGCCCGAGUAUGCUACGUACUGCGGUUCUGCAGAUGAGUAUUACGAUGCUUGUUCGAGUCUUGGUGUAACGAGGUUCACGACUACUUUGUCAAAGGAGACGGAGACGACUACUGAUAUUAUCAUUACUUUUCGGUGA
Molecule: messenger RNA, 1950 nt
Organism: Fusarium oxysporum Fo47
Lineage: Eukaryota; Fungi; Ascomycota; Sordariomycetes; Hypocreales; Nectriaceae
Exons: 6
Coding region: 1-1950 (649 amino acids)
Source: RefSeq, a predicted model, not a curated record